Molecule: messenger RNA, 12891 nt
Organism: Odontomachus brunneus
Lineage: Eukaryota; Metazoa; Arthropoda; Insecta; Hymenoptera; Formicidae
Gene: btv
Product: cytoplasmic dynein 2 heavy chain 1
Exons: 47
Coding region: 93-12335 (4080 amino acids)
Biological process (GO): microtubule-based movement
Cellular component (GO): dynein complex
Molecular function (GO): dynein light intermediate chain binding; minus-end-directed microtubule motor activity; ATP hydrolysis activity
Source: RefSeq, a predicted model, not a curated record
GCCGCUUUUCAUGGAACCAUCGAGCACGUACACGGUGCUCGCGAUUUUGCACGUCGGGGAAAGCUGCCCGUCCGGGGCACACGAGUGGCGAAAUGGUGGUCGCCGAUAAACGCAGAUAUCUGAUAGUUUCCACGGCGGGGCACUUUUUCAGCACGUCUGUACGACACGACGAGGAGGACGUUGAAGGUCGUGAAAUCCUCGAUCGUUUCUUGGAGCAGUCAUCAUGCAGGACUCUGUGCGCCAGGCCGAUCGACGAGGAUCAGGACCAAGUCCGUUUGAAAUUGAGCACGGAACUGACCGCUGGCAAGAACACGCUGGUCUUCUUCAAGGUGACAGCGGCGGCGGUCACCGAGGAAAACUUUCACGAUGUGGUCCAAGUGGCUUCGAUUGGCUGCGGGGACGGAUCGGUGCUGAUCGAAGGUCUUCGUCAAGUAUGGGCACCGACCCUUCGCUCAUCCGGCUUAAGUGCAUCAUACUUGAAAAAGUUGGAGGAGAAACUACUCAGCUCCGGAUUCUCGACCACCGUUGUGGAGGAAGAGGAAUUCUGGUUAAGAAAACGGGACGAGGUGAAACGGUCGCACGAGAAAACGGUGUGCGAGGAAGCCGCUAAGUCCGUGAAAAAUAUCAGGAUCGAACUCGAGAGCGCUGCAGUGUCGAGAGAUGGGUUGUUCGCUGUGGAAGAGGCUUGCGAGGCCAUUUCUGUCUUCGUCGACGAUCUAUGGAAAUUAGGAGAACCGGCGUACACCGAGGAACGAAUGAAGUCGCUCCUCGAUGUAAUCGGUAAUGAGGUGGUCGAGUUGGUGCAGAAUUAUCUCGAUGCAGUCGACGCAACCGACGCUCGUGCAAAGGACGAAACGAUCGUAUUCGGAGCAACGGUGUGCGAGAAAUGGAUAAACGCCACACAGAAAUUGACGGAGCUCUUCUGGCCGCAUCAUUCGCUUCAUCCCUGGCGUGGGCCGAUUUUCGUGCCCGGAAGAUGUUCAAAGCUUGGCAAAAGACUCAGGCAAAUUUCCGAGUUGCGCGCACAGCAUCGCCAAUUGAGCAGACUCCUGACGUCGAGCGAAAGAUCCGGACUCGGUAUCGAGAAACUGCUGCAGGCCUUCGACGACACAAAAGUUAUGCUGAGCGACGAUGAGCGCGACGACGAAUGGGACCGGCUGAAACUAAAGAUCGAGGAAGGCUUGGUACCGGCCGAGGAACGUGUCGCUCAGAAGCUGAAGGCUCACAUCGCCGACGCCGACACUCCAAGUUCCUUAGUAGCUGAAUUCGAGAGAUAUAGUGAGCUGAUGAAGAGGGAAGGCCUCAAGAGGGCUUUACGUGGAGAACGAGAAUCGCUGCUGUCGGCAUAUCGCGAUCUAAUCGAGAGUCGCUCGGCUGGUCCCGAUACGGAAUAUCUCCUGGAUGUUCCUAAAGUGCUACAAGAGGUUCAAGCCGCUCGAUCGGCGGAAGCACGACUAGAGAGCCUGGCUAAAUUAGGAAAAGAGUUGCUCGCUGAUCUCCCAGGCUAUGAAGAUGUGGCGGCGCAGUUAUCCAGUACAUUAAAAGACGUCGAAGAGAAAAAACGAGACUUGGUUGAAUCAUGGGUGAACAAUACCAAGAACGAUAUAGCCAGAAAAGAAUUAAGCCUGGGCACCGAUUCGCCGGUGGUUGAACUCACCGGCACUAAUAUGAUGAGAGUAACUUACGAUCCCCGUCUGAUGACCAUGAUCAGAGAAGCUAGAGCUUUAUCUGGCGAGGGUGUCGAGCUGCCGAGAGAGAUCAGAGAACUGGUGGACAGAGCAGCGUCUUUAGCUGGACGGGCUAGAGCUCUUCAGCAGGUCGCUACCUUCCACAAUACGAUCGGCGAUCGAAUGGUGCUUUCUCAGAGGCCGCUCAUGUUAACGAUAGCUCUUGAAUUAGCGCGAGCUGUCCAAGAACAAUCUGGUAUCGUUUGGUCUGAUCCUCAUCUCGUCGACGUGUACACUACUCGAUUGAAGGAGUUGGUGGUGAAGUUCGCUCGACAGAACUCAGAAUUGAUCUUGAAGCACUCCACAUUACGGGAUUAUGUGUCAAACCUGUUGAAAGGCGAUGCUGUGCAUCUUGUCGGGAAUCAGAACAUCUGGAAGGAGACGUUAAUGAGUAUGAGAGCGAUCGUCGACGUGGUGGAUUCGGAAUACGGUAACGCGAAGGCUUGGAAGCUGCACUGGGAUCGGCAACUUCUAAAGGCGUUGGGUGUAGCGUACAGGAACGCUUUACCAUCCUUGUCGAGGAAGCUGCCUGAACUUCGUGUGGAGCUCACUUUUCGUGAUGGGUCUUUGCAAUGGAGACCGCCGCUUGAGGAUAUUCGUGCAAAGUUAUAUUCGUCUAUUCGCCGAUCGCUAUCCAUUCCGAUCAAUUUCAGAGGCGUAGGAGACGUCAGCGACGCGCAUUUCGGCGAUCUGGUGCAGAAGAACGCGUAUCUUUUCAGCGGCGUUUACAAACAGAUUGAAAUCGCUUUAUCCACUCUUGAAUCGUUCAGGAUUAAGUGGCUGAACUUAGCGACGCCCGCCAAUAUUGAUGUGGGAGAACGAUUAAAAGGGAAACCUCCUCAAGAAUGGGCGAGAACUUUUAAGGAAGCCAAGCAAUGGGCUCAAGAGGUUGGAAAGUUGCGAGGCAGUGAUGUAAAGAUCCUGUGCAUAUGCGUGGACACCGCGACGACGAGAAACGAUUUGGAAACGGCAUCUCGUCAUUAUUGGGAACGCCUGUGCUCCGAUUUAAGGGCCGAGGCGUCUUCGCGACUGGUGGCUAUAGUGGAUUUCCUUUCCUUCGCGUCCAAGGAGUUAGAACGUAGGCCACGGGACGUGGAAGAAGUCGGAUUAGCUCAUGAAGCUCACGCGCGUAUCGAGCAACAAUCGGCAGGCAUUGCUGAGGAGAUGGAAGCUGUUGCUGUGCUCGCCAAAGUUAUGGCUGCGUGGACCAGCGAGAAGCUAGACGGCGUUAACGCAGCUCACGUCGCCUGGCAGGAUCUGGGUGAUCGCUUGGAAAAGCACAAGGUUGUUAUGGCACGUCUGUUGGAAGAUGCUAAAGUGAACCUUCGUCAUAAAGCAAUAGCUUUGAGAGAUGAAAGAGAAAGAUGGCAGGCGAAGUGGUCUACAAGAUCAGAAAACAUGUCGCUCGAGUGGCUUCUAUUGAUGAAGGAACGCUGGAUCAAUCUAAACGAGCAAAUGGAUUCUUUGAAAGCGGAUUGUAAAAGAAUAACUCUGGACCUCGAAAAUGUCCUGGAAGACGAUGAUAUUAAUCUGUCGCAAUUAGAACGAGAAUUGGAGGCCGAGGAGUCAAAUUAUAGGUUCCAAGCCGAAUUUCUGGAGGAGCUAAAGAAUCAGGAAAUUGAGGAAUGGGCUGUGGCUAGAAGAAGACUACCGAGACUUCACGAUUGGCUUGAUUCAUGGGAGAGCAAGAUUCGCUUGCACGACAACAUAGAAACCGAUACUUUUGCCGGUAGGAAGAUAAACGAAAUUCGGUCUGCAAUCGAAUCUAUUCAGCUGCUUCGGGGAGACGAGAUCGCCGACGAGCACUGGACCGAGUUAAUACCAAUACUCGGUCUGAAAGUUGAGAAUCCACGAGAUAUCACCUUGGGUCAUUUGCUCGGUGCCAAAAAGGCAUUAACGGAAAAUGAGGAUCGAGUAAAAGAAAUAACAAAACGAGCGGUCGCGGAAUUAGGAAUUCGACAAGCGUUGAUAGACCUGGAGAUCUGGGAAGGAACCGCAGGACUUCCGUUGCAAGAAACGACUGACAGCAAGAAUAUGAUUAUCCAACUUGUUAGUGAUUAUGGCAGUCUGUUAGCGAAAACAGAGGAACUGAGACUCCUACUGGAAGGAGCGAAGGGUACAUCAGGACACGAUAGGUUCGCAUCUAGAGUCGCACGUUGGGAAGCAGCUUUAUCAGAACUCGAAGAAAGGAUCAAAGUACUUAGCACUGUACAGAGGAAGUGGAUCUACUUGGAUCCAGUCUACGGGAGUGGAGCGGCUCCUAGCGAUUCCGGACGAUGGUCAAGGGCUGACAAAGAAUUUAGACAUCUCAUGGGAGAUGUAUCGCGGGAUCCUAGAGUGCCAUCCUUGAGGCGAUUGCCGUUACCUGCUUUAAUAAAUUUGAAGGAUCUGCUAGAUAGAUGUCAGAAAAGUCUGGAUGAAUUUCUAGAGGAAAAACGAGCGGCUUACCCAAGAUUAUACUUUCUUAGCGAUGAGGAUCUUCUCGAAUUGGUAUCGGCCAGUGGGAGAGGCUUAGAGGCUCAUCUACCGAAGUUGUAUCACGGUGUGGGUUCGGUAGUAAAGGAGAACGAUACGUUGACGGCGAUUGUGUCGCCCGAGGGAGAAAUGUUGAAGUUACCGGAGGCCGUCGAUCUCACGCAAUCUUUGCCAGAAUGGCUGGACAAUCUCGAGAAGGGAAUGCAGAAGGCUCUCCGUCAUAAUUUGGAGAAAUGUUUGAGCAGUUCUACGCCUGAUCCGUCCAUUUAUCCUACUCAAGUAUUAUUACUCUCAGAACGAAUAAGAUUUACUGAACGCUGUGAGCAAGCUUUGAAAGAGGGUCGUGCAGCCUUGCAGAAGCUGGUUGAAUUUUUGGAGUCACAACGGGCGAGAUACAGAGGAUUGGAAGACGCUGGUGACAAGCUAACCUCAUUGAAAGCACGUGGUCUUCUCUUGGAUACUGUUCAUCAUCUGCAAGUAGCCAGAACGUUACUGAAGACCGUGAUAGCCGGCGAGAAUACCGGUUGGUUGUGGUACAAACAAUUGAGGAGUUACAAGACAAAUCAAGGUGCAUACGUGGUACGAUGCGCCGGUGCGGAGUUACCUUACCGCUUCGAGUACCAUGGAGCAUCCAUCGGUCUUGUGAGGACUCCCUUGACGGAGAGAUGUUUCUUGGCUCUUACGCAAGCCAUGAAGCUUGGGUUAGGCGGAAGUCCGACGGGUCCCGCUGGAACUGGAAAGACUGAAAGCGUCAAAGCGUUAGCAUCUAUCUUAGGUAGACUCGUUCUCGUCUUCAACUGCGAUGAGGGAAUGGACACUGGUAGUAUGAAGCGUAUCUUAGGCGGGUUGGCGCAGGCUGGUGCCUGGGGUUGCUUUGACGAGUUUAAUCGUCUCGAGGAGGACACCCUGAGUGCGGUGUCGAUGUUGGUGAGGCCUCUUCAGGAAGCGAUACAGAACGGUUCGCCCGACAUCCUACUGGGCGACCAGAAAAUCAAGCUAGAUCCUCACUGCUGCAUCUUCAUCACGAUGAAUCCAGCCGAAUAUGGAGGUCGACGCAAACUGCCGGAUUCUUUGGCGAGGCUCUUCAGGCCAAUUAAUAUGGCGCGUCCGGACAAAUCGGACAUCGUUAAAACUUUGUUGGAGUGCGCCGGAUUUUUAGAAGCUAGCACUCUCGGUAAACGACUCGUGGAGGCCCUCGAGAUCGCCGGAACCAUGCUCUCCGAACAGCCGCACUACGACUGGGGUCUUAGAUCGCUCAAAUCCGUGCUUGACGCAUUGCUUCCGACCGCCGACGUCGACGAGACCACCAGACUUCUCGUCUCGAUCAAAGCGUCCACACUCCCGAAACUGACGGAGGCAGACACGAUGAAAUUCAUGGCGCUGUUGAAUGAUCUCUUCCCGAACGUUAAUCCGUCACUAUCCGUCUCUACCGACGGCGAGGACUUGGUUAAUGCAUUGUGGAAGAUCUGCGAGACUCGGGGGUUGACGAAAGAGAUCGCCAACAGAUGUAUGCAAUUGAACGAUCUGUUGAGAAGUAGAACCGGCGUAGCUAUAGUUGGUCCGUCUGGCAGCGGGAAAACGUCAAUUAGGUCGUGCUUAGCCGAAGCCAUGGCAAAAGUCGGUGAGCCCGUACAGCAGAUCAUAGUUUAUCCAGGUGCGGUACCAAAGAGCAGACUGUUAGGACACGUAAAUCCGCAGACGAGAGAAUGGAAAGAAGGUGUUCUGUCGAGCGCGAUUACGUCAGCUGGAGAUUCCGCGACCUGGAUUAUCUUUAACGGAGACGUGGAACCUGAUUGGGCGGAAGCUUUAAACUCAGCUCUGGACGAUAAUCGAUUGUUGACAUUACCAAACGGAAUAGGAGUUCGGCUUGGUAGCGGCACAAGAUUUAUUUUCGAGACCCACAAGCUCGCUGAUGCCAGCCCGGCUACUGUUUCACGGGUGGGUGUUCUGCAUCUUGGAUCGACGAGAGCGACGUUCUUGCUGGUGCCAUGGCGAAUAGAACAACUCUCUGCAACGGCUGCGGAAGUUGCAAACGCUCAUUUAUGCUCAUGUAUCGAUGAAACACUGAAGAUCAACCUCGAUGAGUCAUCUGCGUCUGGUCUGAUGGAUGCUGCGUUGUGUCAUCUCAGUAAAGCUCAAACAUUUACGCAAGCCACUUACGCUCUUUUGCUCUCAUUAUGCGGCCAAGUGAAAAAUCAAGAAUCCAGAGAUAAUUUGGCGAAAUUUAUCUACGGGUCGGUUGAUAGCUGGUGUCCUGACCCACAAAAGCCAAGUGCCGUCUUGUACGACCGCGAAACUGAUCGACUGGAACCGUUCAAAGAUACAUAUGAAUCCGUCGACAGCGAUUAUGGGCCUAUUUCGAUUUCAGAUUUUAUCAGAAAAGCUGUAGCAGCUAUUUUGCCGUGGAUAGAAGAAGAUUAUCCGAUCAUGAUUCGUGGACCUGAAGGUUGCGGAAAGAACAUUCUAAUCAACGCUGCGUUGUGGACAAUUAAAAGUCACGAUAACAUGACUGUCGUGAGAGCAUCUUCGCUUUACGGACCUGACGAUCUCGUGAGUCGUCUGAAAAAAGCUUGUUUGCGCCUAGAGUCCUCCUCACAGGGUAGAACAUACAAGCCAAGAAACGGAACUCGAGUGCUUCUCAUCUUGGAAGACAUGCAUCUCGCCGCUAAAGAUUUGCAGGAAUUAAUAAGGGAAAUGCUUCAAGAGAAAGGAUUCCUCGAGGAUGAUCUUGAAUUCUCCAAAGUGUCUUUAACGAUCCUAUGCACCGCCGAUGAAACUACUCGAUUACAUCCGAGACUUGAAGCUUUAUUCGCAACUUAUUAUCUAGAAUAUCCGAAUCAAAAGGAUAUUGCAGCAAUUCUCGGACUUCACUUGAGAAAUUCUUUGAUGGAAGUUGACACUAUUACAGCGGAAUCCUGGAUUGCUCGAAUGAUGCCUAAUAUGUUGGAUGCUUUCCGAUUUGCCUGUUCCUCUCAAGAAUCUUCUAUGAUUUGGACUCUCAAGGAUAUUGUCUCUUGGGCAACGCGCUUGAAGUAUUAUCCUACUCCCGAAAAUGAGACUGAUAUCUCUCGUCAUUUAUUAGAUAUCGGCCGCCGGCUAUUUCGCUCAGGAUUAACGCCCAAUGCACAGACACGAUGGGAGUCUAUAUUACUCUCAAAAGAGUCCGAAGUGAAAGAUUUCGCUAACGAUUUGUAUGUGUGGAAGAACGUGAACGGUCUGUAUCCUUUGAGCGAAGAGCAGUGGCGGGAAGAAAUAAUCAAUACAGCAGCCAGAUGCACCAGAGAAGGUCAACCGGUGCAGGCACCGAUCUCUACUUACCUCUUAGAAACCGUAGCUGGAUUGAGCUGGGCUGUGGGUUGCAAUUUUCGCGGUAUGAUCCUCAUCGGACGACCAGGAGCGGGUAGAAGGUCAGCAGUUAAACUGGCUGCGACCUUCUCUUCCCUUCGGCUGAUUGACUCGGGACCUGAACGUGGUAGAGCGUCAAUAAAGAGCGCCGUGCAAGCCGCAGGUAUCGAGAGCCAACCGACGUUGCUUCUACUGGAGGAACACCACACCAGGGAAGAGAGCUUAGCCGUGUUGGUGAGCGCUAUCGUAUCCAAAGGAGAAGUUCCAGGUCUCUUUGCAGCGGAUGAACUCGAUGCGUUAGUCGCUCCACUGACCGAUCUCGCCCGAAGAGAAGAUUUUCAAGGAACACCGGAACACUACUUGUAUCAUCGUCUGCGCAAGUAUCUCCGAGUAGCGGUGAUCUUAGACUCUGCGGAGAUCGAGUCGUCGCGAUUGUUACAUUUGGAUCUUCUUCGACAUUGCGCGCUUCUCGGAUCCGGUUCCGGUCCUAGCGAGUGGUGGUCUCGGGAGAGCUCCUUGAUCAAAUUGGCGAUUCAAGAAGGGACUCUACAGCUGGACGAGCUCGAGGAGUUAUCGGCUGGCGCGAAGGUGAUGAUCGGAGCUCAUUUGCAAGCACCUCGUCAUCAAAGAGCGCCGGCAAGAUUCUUGGCUGUGGUGCACACCUGGAAGCAUCUCCGCGACAUGUGGAGCAAAGAAGUCGAAGGGAAGCUGCAGUCUCUCGAAGCGGGCAUCGGGAAACUGAGAGAAGCCGGCGAGCAGGUGGCUAAAUUGGAGGACGAUGUAUCCACGCAACGCCAAGAGCUCGAGGUGGAGAAAGGAAGAGCCAAUGCUGCUCUUGAGCAAAUCACUGCGACGAUGAGAGGAGCCACUAACCAAAGAGGUGAGAUGACGAACUUGAAAGCCAAUACAGAACGAGAGAGCAUCGAGCUCGCGCGACGUAAGGCGGAUAUAGAGGGCGAAUUAGGAAAAGUUGAGCCCUUGGUAUCACAAGCUGCUCAAGCAGUGGCUGGCAUAAGUGCCGACGCGCUGGCUGAAGUCCGUUCGUUGAGAGCACCUCCGGCACCAGUGAGAGAUGUGCUCGAAGGUGUUCUUCGUCUAAUGGGCAUAAAAGACACAUCUUGGAACAGCAUGAAGACUUUCCUCGCGAAGCGAGGCGUUAAAGACGAAAUCAGAAAUUGGGAUGCGAGGCGUAGCACACCCACUAGCUUAGAAGCGGUGGCCAAGCUGGUGAAAGAACGUCCGGAUAGUUUCGAGGAAAAAACGGCGAAAAGAGCAUCGGUAGCGGCCGCUCCUUUGGCAGCAUGGGUACUCGCAAAUCUCCAAUAUGGUCAAAUAGUGCAGCAAGUCGCUCCUUUGGAACGGGAACAACGACAAUUAGCUGAUCGAUUAGCAGCAGCCGAAGCACAAUUGGACGAGUUAGCCGCUGGAUUAAACACGGUGGAGAGCCGCGUGGCACAGCUGCAGAAAGAACUUGCCGAGCACACGAGGGGUGCAGCUGAGCUGCAGUUACGAACUGAAUCCACCGAGGCCAGUCUGUCGACGGCUCGAGCUCUUUUGCAGAAGCUCGAUACUGAGCAUCGCGAUUGGCAAACUCAGUUCCAAGAGUUGACAGACAGAAAAGAAAAAUUAGACGUUGAGGCAGCUAAUGCAGCGACUCUACUCGUAUAUCAGGAUCCUGAAAAGGACGAUAACUGGAAGAAAUCCGCCAUGAAAUUGCUAGUUACCGAACGCGAGAGAUUAUUAUGGAGAGCACAAGGAUUACCGGCGGACACGAGCAGCUUGGUCGCAGCCUCUCGCGUCUUGAAAAGUCCCUUGGUACCUAUUUUCCUCGAUCCUUCGGGCGUAGCUGUAUCCUGGCUUAAACGUAACAUCGGCUCCAGACUCGAGGUCACGCAACCUGAAAGCUCCAAAUUCCUCACGGCUUUGGAGCUAGCGGUGCGCUUCGGAAAACCCCUUUUGGUCGAGGAACUAGUUGAUUUCCCGUCAAUAUUGUUACCUCUUCUUCGCCGGAGGCCGCUCAGGCUGGGCGAUCGCGUUCUGCCGGCUCAGCAAGGUUUCGAGAUUUUCUUAGCCACCAGGAAGGAUAGAUUGGAAGAUAUUCCGCAGGAGGCCGACGCUGUAUUAUGUGAGAUCAUGCUCGGCACCGGCACGAAAAGCUUGGCGGAGAGAUUCGUAGAAAAGCUCCUACUGAACGAGACUCCGGAACUCGAGACGCAAAGAAGAGAAGCUCUGGAAAGAGAAGAAAAAUUAUCCGGGGAACGAGAUGCGGCCAGAUUGGAUUUAUUGAGCCAGCUAGCUACAGCUAGAGGCCAGGAUCUCUUGCAGGAAGGAGGACUUCUCUCUUCGUUGGAAGCCACGCAGUCUAAAGCAAAGGAGAUAGCCCUUGCUCUCGAGGAAAGCAGACAAAGUUUGAAUGAAGUUACAAGACGAGCUAAAGAUCACGAGAAAUUCGCGCAGUUUGCUGCUACCGUUUACGAGACUGUCAGCGGACUGACGCUACUCAGCUCCUUAUACGUCAUCUCUACAGAAGCCUACACGGAUCUUUGUUUAAAGGCCGUGCAGGGUGAUUAUAUUGUGGCAGACGAAGACAGGGAGAAAAAGGAAUCGCAGAGUGUAAUCGAGAAACGAUUGAUAACUCUGACGUAUCAUCAUUGUGCUAAGGCGAUUUACAGGAAGCACAGGCUUCCUCUGGCACUACACAUGGCACUAUCCUUAAAUCCAGUUUCGGACGACGAGAGGAAUCUCUUGUUUGACAGCAGUGGCGAUUCGGACUUCGAAUUGCCCAAUUGGGUGCCAGAUGAACGACGUGGGGCUGUGCAAGCCUUAGGUUCCUCUCUACCUGAUGUUGCCGUUAGAAUGAAAUCUUCUUGGCUGAAGGAUAUUUCCAACAUUUACGCAGACAAUGGACUCAGCGCCUUCCAGAAAGUCAUGGUCGUGAAGGCUCUGCGACCCGACUACUUGCACACCGCUCUUUCGAAGCUGGCUGCGAGUCAAUUAGGUGUAAAGGACUUGGCACCACCCUUAUGGACACUGGGUGCCAUAGCUCAAGAAAAAGGUUCGUAUCCCGUGCUGUUGUUGUUAUCGCCCGGGGCCGAUCCUGGUCCCGAACUGAGUGCACUCGCUACAAAACACUCUUCGGCAUCUUCUGGAUUUACCGAGAUUUCUCUGGGUCAAGGACACAUUAUUCAAGCAGAAUCAGCACUAGAGGUAGCGUGCAGAAACGGCAGCUGGAUAUUAUUGAGCAACUUGCAACUUGCUCUGAAUUGGUUACCGCGACUGGAAAGUCUACUUCGCUCACCAAUGUGCACCACGAGCAAAAAUCCUUCUACGAGGAUUUGGCUAACCACCGAGGAGUGCUCGGGUUUCUAUCCUGGCUUAGCGGCGCUCUGCCUGAAACUGGCAUAUGAACCACCCGAAGGAGUGAAGAGGAACAUGAGGAAGUCGCUCCAGCAGCUUCGACAGACGCAAACCAACAAUGACGGUGCGGUGGCUGUAAUGGUUCUCUCUUGGCUGCACGCGACACUGCAAGAACGACGGAAUUUUGUUCCUCAGGGUUGGAUCAGGUCGUACGAAUGGAACGACUCGGAUCUCGAGGCAGCCUAUGAGUUGGUGAUCAAAGAAAUGGCGAAGGAGAAGCAAUCACAGCAAGGUGAUUGGCAAGUCGGUAGAGGUUUACUCGACGUCGCAGUCUACGGCGGUCGUCUUCAGGAUGACUACGAUGCGAGAGCGUUACGCUCGAUGAUACGCGACGCAUGGUCCAAAGACAUCUUCGAGGGUCGCCGGAAGCUAGGCGGCGUAUUGAAGAUAACUGACGUGACGCUUAUUGAUCCGAUUAAAUCGCUGGACAAUCUGGACGAUACUGAUUCACCGAAGGAGUACUACGGUCUUCCGGCUAAUGCUCACAGAGCAUGGGAAAGGGCUGCCGCGGAGAAAGCCUUGACGUAUCUCAAAGGCAUCUUAAUGAAACAUCUCAGCGGUAACGAAGGAAGCAGCGAUAAAGUAGAAAAAUCAAGAGUUCAACAGGAUCUAAAGGAAAUCAUCGAUCGGCAGUGCUCGUCGACGUUCACGUAUGACACGGGUGCGGUGCGCGAAAAUAAGAGAGAUCCAUUACAGGACUUUUUCGUGGACGAGAUCGAUCAUAUCAAGAAAUUACUGAAUGUUGUACGAACAGAUAUGGACAUGUUAUCUUUCGAAGAUAGCGAGACUCCCAAACAUUGGCUUACGGAGUGGCGAGCUGGGCCGAGGAAUGCCGUUCAAUUCGUGAAGGCACUCUUGUCCAAGUACGAAGCGCUGAAAUCCUCACCGAUGAGUAUACCACGUAGAGUCGAUCUAUCUCAAUUAUCUCGACCCCGCGCUCUUCUAACUGCGCUGAAGCAAUACACCGCGCGAGAACUUGGUCAUCCGCUGGAAGUACUUCAACUCUGCGCAAACUGGACCGAGAAUCGAGCGAACAGGGAUUGGAAGGUGUCACUGUCACUUGAAGGUCUACUUGUAUCAGGUGCUUCGAUCGAGGAAGGCGCGCUGAGGGACUUGGACGCAAACUCGCCGGCAGUUGCGGUCGCUCCGACGUGUCAAGUGGCGUUCAUGCCCGACGAAUAUUCGGAAGAUAAGUCCGGUGAUGAUAAUUUCAACGCUCACGAGGACAUGCAUCCGAAAGAUCACUUAAGUAUACCGGUUUACGCAAGCGUUCAACGGGAGACUCUAAUCUGCUCGUUACCGAUAACAUGUCCGAGAGAGGAGCGCGACGCGUGGUUACGUCGUGGCGUCAUUCUGUAUCUGAGAUCUUAGCGCAAUCAUCUCCAAUCUCGGAGCCAAUGAUGAAGAUUCAGGAUGAAUCGCGACCGGCGUAUAAAACGUUAAAGUAGAUCUCUCAUUAAGAUCUCCAAUGAAAAUCGGUUGUGGAAGAGAGCGUCGAGAUAUGAAUAAUUUCUUACAAGUGGUAUAUAUAAGACAAAGAUAUACAUUCUUUUUAGGUUUCAAAGAGAUACGAUAGAUAAGUUUCUACAAGUGUUUCUUUGUUUUUUAUUUAAAUUUAGAUGGAGAUUAUUUCAACAGAAUUCCCAUCAGGUAUAAUCACUAAGAUAUAUAAUGUUGAGAAUUUAAAGAGCACAUACACAUAAUCUUUUAACGUUUAUCUAUAAAGAUUUCCACUAGAUCUGAAUGAUCAAUCGUGCCAUAUCACUCAUGCAAUAAUUAUAAAUCUCUUCGUGUAAAGUGUGAACAGUUUAAAAAGAAUUAAUACUAUUUAGAUAUAAGACAUUCCAUGAGAAACGUAAGUUCCUAAUCUGUACAAAACCUUAAAACUUUGAUUGUAAUAUGCUACUUAUUUAUUUAUUUAUUUAUU